AUCAUCCCUUCCGGUCUAUAAAAUCACAGACGCUGGAUCCAUCCGCAUCCAUCACAGAGAGAAGAAAGAAGAGAGAAGACAGAGUGAGAAAAUGCCUGUGGUGGAGAAAUUGAAGAUGUUAAUUGUGCAGGAACCGGUGGUGGCAGCUUCGUGCUUCAUCGCUGGCGUUGGCCUCUUCCUGCCUGCUGUCGUGAGGCCUAUAUUGGACUCCCUUGAAACAUCCAAGCAAGUUCCUCAACCUGCACUAAGUGAUGUUGUUGCAGGCAUGACUGGUAAAAAACAAGGGUAAUAUGGAUUGUUGCUGUGAGUGAUGAUCUUCUUUUGUCCUCCUUCGUACCAUCUACAAAUACUCUUUUAGAUUUCAUUUCAUCAGCAAUGGAAUAAGUAUGAGACUCAUAUUUUUUUUGUGGAGAACUAGAUGCUGAAACCUUUGAUUUCUUCCAUAAUUAUCAAUUGAAGAACUUACCUCACAAUCCAAAGUUUGGUAUGGAUGAA
Molecule: messenger RNA, 495 nt
Organism: Vitis riparia (riverbank grape)
Lineage: Eukaryota; Viridiplantae; Streptophyta; Magnoliopsida; Vitales; Vitaceae
Exons: 3
Coding region: 92-289 (65 amino acids)
Source: RefSeq, a predicted model, not a curated record